Molecule: messenger RNA, 10601 nt
Organism: Grus americana (Whooping crane)
Lineage: Eukaryota; Metazoa; Chordata; Aves; Gruiformes; Gruidae
Gene: PRR14L
Product: proline rich 14 like
Exons: 9
Coding region: 191-7171 (2326 amino acids)
Source: RefSeq, a predicted model, not a curated record
AACGGCUGCCUGGGCCCGGCGCGCAGCCUGAGCGGGCGGGCGGCGGGCCCGGAUGAGGAAGUGAUGUGACCGGGGACGGAGGGGGCGGCACGGCACGGCACGGCUGGUGCGGGCAGAAGCGGGGCUGGCGGCCGCUGCCGCUGAGGGUAAACUGUGAAAAGCUCAGGACAACCGAUCCUCAAUAGCCCUGAUGCUAUCAUCUGGGGUGGAAUCUCUCCUUGAUUCUUCUGUAUCUGCUGUAAUAGAGGAAUUGUACACUGGACUGCCGGAGAGCAUCUCCACUGAACUUAUGGCUGUAUCAGAGCCUCAUGUUGGAUUAGAUGUGAAUUCCGAUGUAUCCAUGCCUGUGCUAGCACACAGUGAUGGUCUGUCAGCUGAGCAUCAUAGGACUUCUGGAGUAGAAAACUUUUGCCAGAAGACAGAGGAUUUGAGUGAUGUGCUCAAGGUGAUUUCUCAAGGGCCAGCAGAAUCCCUUACUGAAGAAUUACUAAAGGCUGGAGACCUUGAAGGCAAUGAAAAAAACAAAAAAAGAAACUUUAGGAAAUUAGACUGUUGUAGUGAUGGAUACCAGAAAGAAGACACAGAGGCACGAGGUGCUGAGGAGUGUCAUGCUGAAUGCUGUGCUGUAACGCCUGGGGAAAGCUGGUCAAAACAAGAGGACCCCUAUUUAAACCAGCAUGAGGUGAGGUCUUCAAGAACCUGUUGCACUGAAAUAGCAGGAUCCCUGAAGAACAGAGAAGAAAGUCAAGCAAAUGUUCAGGUGACAGCUGAAACUCUGCCAAAGCUCACUGAAGAAGUACAAGGUAUGAAGGCUGAUGGGACUAGGAUAUUUAGUAAAGCAGGAUACAGGAAUGACAGAGUGCGUAAAGGUCUUCCGCCUGAGAGCAAUGAAAGCCCAGAUGUAGACACGGUCAUGGCCACAGCUGGGGUUUCAGGAACCAGCACAUUAGAUUUUUUAGAGCCUUUAAAAGUCACGGACGUUGAAUCAGCCACAGAGCAUCCACAACAAACAAAUGAAUAUAAUGGGUUAAAAGCCCAUACUGCCGUGCCAUUGAGACCAGGGGUUAAUGUCUCUAUUUUGGACAUUAGAGAAGAAAAGUUACCCAGACAAAAUCCUGUUAAUGAAUUCAGUACAUCACUAGCUAAUUGCCAGACUUAUCAGCAGGAUGAAGAAAGCAAUGCUCAUGUCUUCUGUACUGGUCCUGUACCUAAACAUAAUGAACCUCAUAGGUUGUCAUCAAUAGAAAGUUGUAGAACACUCUCCACAAAAAGUUCGGUUUUGAAAAGCAUCUGUUAUCUGGACUUUAGAAAUAUGCCACUAGAAAACAAUAGUACUGCAGUCCAUGGAAUUAUCAAUGAAAGCCCCAAACCAUAUCUUCCCGAUAACAUCAAAAGUCAGACUCAUUAUGAUCAUGGAACUGGGAUUGUAGAAAAUCGAACCUCCACAUCCGUACCAGUGGAGCAGAUCUCAGUGGUAAGGAGCAAAGAAUUAUCUAGUGCUAAAAUUGAUCACAGGGAAGUAAGUGCUAGUAUAGGUAAAUUGUACAGCUCUGAAUUUGAAGAGGCUGCUGAAGUCCGGAGAAAAAUUGCUGUGGGAGAUAACGUUGAAGUUGGUAGCUGGCCUGAAGCUCAAGAGGGUGCUAAUUCUGAGCAUUGUCAUUCUUCAGUUUUUAGUUCUGUUGCUUCAUCUCCCGAGGAGUUCUCAAAAGAAAAAUUAAAAAUGGUCCCAUCAGAAGGUGACAAGUUGAAAGAGGACCAGUGGCACUUCUCUGUCAGUGAUCUAUGCAAGGAUAAGAUAAAAGAAAAUAGUCUGUUGAUGGAAAUGAGUGACACUGCCUCCCAUGAAAUUGGGCAGACAGACAUGUGCUUUUAUAAUACGUCCAGUAAAAGUUCUCCUCCCAGUAGCCACAACUGUCUGGAUCGUAGUAUCAAGUUAGAAAAAGAUUCACCUGAGGCACAACUGCUUGAAGAGGAAUCUGAGAGUAAUACAACAUCAGAAGAGUUGGCUGGCAGUUUAGUUGAAGCUACAGAGGCUGAUAGUAAUGACAGUUUGUCCACUGGCAAAGAAACUUACUUGGUUUAUACACUAAAUGUACCUCUACCUCCUGUUGCACAAAAAUCAAGAGAACCUCAUUGCAAUGAGUGUCCUCCUUGUACUGCUAAUGAAGUUUCAAGCAGGGACAAGGCUCAGGAUAAUCUAUCUGGAAAAGAAUCAAUUGGUGCUUCUGGAACAACAGGGGAACAAGUUGCUCAAAUUGUGCUUCAUAAAGACAAAUUCAAGUCUUCAGUAAGUUCCAGGACUUUUGAUAACCCUAAUAUGACACGCAAAAUUUCCCAAAAGAACAUGAAGUCUUCAGCGGGAAAUACAGAGAGUGUGGUCAGUGGUUUAGAAAAUGAACAUAGUGACACAUGGAAUUGUAAUAAUCAGAGUAUAAAAGACCAGUGUACAGCUGCCAGUACUUCCUGUGUUUUAUCAGGGAGUACAGGUGUAGAUGAUGUUCUCCUGAACAGUUAUUCUUUUAAUGUUGAGGUUGAUAAGAAGAUUGAAGAAAAUGAUAAUUUGGAAGGAGAAGUUUCAGCUGGAUAUAAUAGUAAGAAGGCAGUCAUCUUUCCAGAAGCACGCUUCCCUUUGGCAUGUGGAUCUCUUCCUUCUGAAGAUGACUGGAGCAACAGAGGUGUAGAUCUGCAUGGGAUAAAUGACAUUUCCACUGGAAAAACCAUGCUUUGCUCAGCUUAUACUGCAGAGAAGUCUAUUGCUACCCUUGUAGGAGAUGAGAUUUCAAGUAAGAAUAUGGAGGUUAUGAAACAAUUUGAUCUUUGUAAAGUAACAGAUGGCAGUGAAAUUGUUUGUGACAGGGAUGAGGCAAAAGAACAAAUCGGCCUGUGUGCUCUCCAGACAGAUGAAUUUGAUAAACUAAGAACUGUGGAUUCUUCAAAGGCUCCUGAAGGCAAUCAGAGAAAUAAGACUAGUGAACAGUUAUUAGUCAGAUAUUUGAACAAAAAAACCUGUGUUCAUAAUUUUGGAUUUUGCAACUCUCCAUUAGGCCCAAAGAAGGGAGAAGUAGGCACAUUUGAGAAGAAAAAAGUGUCAUCGCUCACAGCUAAUACCUCUGAGUAUAGUGCUUCAAUCUGUGAUACGUGUCCGUUAAUCAGCAACAUGAAUAUUCAAACACAACAUGCUAGCCAAACAGAAAAGAUCCUUCAUCCAAUGGAAAAUCAGUGUCGUGCAUGUCAGAGUGAGUUUGAUGGCCCAGUUCCAGGCAGCAAGCAACAUUUAGAAAGUUUAAAUAACCAACCAACCACUGGCUUACAAACUGUGGAAAAAAACAAAAUGUCAAUUGGUUGUAGUCAAAGUGAAGAGAUACUGUUAAAAACAAGUGACAACUUGCCUCAGUUUGUUCAUAAGUAUGCAAAGCAAGACAGUUUUCAAGGAACUCCAAAGGAGAAUGUAGUAGAUUUGGACUCUUUAAAUGGUGCUGGAAAUGAAGACCGUUCAGGAUACGUGGGCUUCAUCAUUGAUCAAAUUGAGGAGAAGACAGUUGAACUAAAAGAACACAGGAAUGGAUGUGAAAGAGAAGAUAAAGGAACUCUUGAAGAAAGCUCUUCUGAUAGCAAAUCACAUUGCUCACAGCAAGUUUGUCUCAUCAAAUGUGCAAAAGAGAAGGCAGAGCUGGUGUUUGCAGGAAACAAAACGCAGCAAUCUUUGGCAAAGAUGGAGGAGGUGGAGGACCCAGAAAAUACAGUUAGUGCCCGAUUUUUGCCCUUCUCAUCAAUUCAUGGGAGUCUGUCAUAUAAGCCAGAAAAUAUGAAUGUCCUUUCAGAGACAGAAAACAAAAGAAGUCUGAGAAUAAAACCUAUCUUAAAUAACUCUGUCUUGCAGUUAACAGUUGAGCCUAGUAAAGAAACCAAUGCUCAAAAGGGUAUAGGUCUAUCCCAUUUCAGAAAGAGUGACAUCCAAGAAUCUUUUAAUGAGACUCAGGCAGAUUCAGAAACACCAUCAGCUCUGAACUUGGGAAUCUUUGUGCCUGAGAAUACACAAAUAGAUAAUUGUGAUUCAUCUUCAGCUGAAGACUUCAGCAAAGGUUCUUCAGUGACAAAACCUCUUUCUGUAACAAUGUCUGUUAAAAGAAAAGCCAGCAAUACUGAGAUUCCAUCUUCAGAGAAUGAAACAGCAACUAGCUUUCUGAAAGGUGCAAAAAGCUCAAGAGUUUGUGCACACAGCAAAGAAAGUCUGAGAGAUGAGGGGCAUAGCAUGCUAACUGUAAAAGACAAGAAUGUGACCUCACCAAAAGGUACUCACUGUGGAGAGAAGUUGAAGAAUACAUGUGUGGAAGAGGAGAUGGGAAGAGAAGUAGCCUCUAGAAAAAAAUUGCACAUAGAUUCUUUUCUUGAUGGAGAAGAUUGUCUGCGGGCCUUGUUGGAAGAUUCAAAAGAGUCUGGUAGCAAAAUACUCUCUCUCAGUACUGAGAAUUAUGAAAAGGUUUUGGAAGAAAUCCCAAGAUCUAACCUAAGUAAUCUUUCAAAAGAAAGAAAAAAUACAACAAAGCUCACAAACUUAGCAGGUGCCAGUCUGCUUUCAGAAACUGUGCGUGACUGUCAAGCUGAAGAUGCAUCUGAAGCAGGAACUUCACCAGAAUUGCAGUAUAAUGCAACACCCACAUCUUAUCCAUGUUUGAAUAUGCUAUCAAACAAUUGCAAAGAAUCAUCCCCAAACUGUGUGACUUGCAGUGAAGUACAUGUGCCUUACAAAUUAAAUGCACAGAGCAAAGAUAAUGUAAAGGAGAUUACAGAAGGCCAGCACACUAUACCAGCUCGUUCGGUUUCCAAGGAAAAUGAGGUGUUAGGUUCAGAGAGACUUGAUCAAACAGAGAAAUGUCAGGUACUUAAACGAAAGAAGUAUGAGAAGAUGGAAGUACAUCUGUCGGACAAGGCACAAGAAGAACAGAAGUCAGGAUAUCAAGAGGAAGCAAAAAUCACACUGCAACCAAGUAUGUCACACAGUUCUGAACUCUCAUGCAGCUCUUCAAAUGAGUUGGUGACAUUAAGAAAUAUGAAGUUCGAAGGUCCUUCAGAGGAGAUUUUUGCUGUCAGAAGCAGUGAAAAUGAACUACAUAGCACUUUACAAGAAGUCAAAAGGCCAAAGAUUACCACAGAUGUUAUUAGUUCACAGUUUUUGAAGACUCAGGAUUCAGAAGUGGAUAACCUGAACCUUAAUUUAGGGUAUGAUGGAAUCCCUGGUGCCUUUGGAACUACAAAUAAACUAAGAGGACCUCUUCCAUUAAAAAGACAGCCUGGAAGGACGUGCAAAAAAAUUCCCACAUCACAUCAACUAAAAGCUGUAAGAAAGGGCAAAAAAAGUAGAAGUUCACCUUUUUUUGAGAUUCCCCCAGAAUUAUUCCCUAAGCAGGAAAACACGCUUCUCAAAUCUUUGUACUUUCCAUGUAAACCACCGACCAUGGAAACGGAAACAGCCAUGAGAUUUGUGCAUGUGCCAAGGCAGAGGGCCAAGAGGUGCAAUUUGUUGAACAGCUUGAAAUUCAGAAAAUGUACCAAAGAACCAGCAUUGUUGGGCGAGCUGUCUGCAAUGGCUAGCAAACUCCUGGCACCUGCCAAAAGCAUCCAUAACUUAGAACCUCUGCCAUAUUCUUCUGAAAUUCUUCCAGUGGCUGAGAGGUACAGCCAACGUAGAUCUAAAAAUCUAUUGGAAGCCUUUUCUUGCAUUAACAGGAACUUACACUCACGCUGGGCUGACAGUUGGUGCACCAAGAUGUUCAGCUUUCAGCCUUUGGCACUUUAUCCUGCAGAAUCUACCAAAAUACUUUUUUCAGACUUGAGCCACAAGCCUCCAACCUCUUUCUUGGAUACCCCAGUUUUCCCAAUUUCUUUUCACAUAACAUUGGACUCUGGUCGUGUGACAGACCUUACAGGGAUUAUACCCCAGCACUCUGUACAUCACAGACCAGUUUUGGGAGAAAUGCCAGCACCGCCUUCAAAAUGGACUUUCUCUUUUCUGCUGUCUCAGAGCUGUUCAGAUACAACAGCUUUAAAGGAAGAUUCGAGUCUAGAUAAUGAGCUGCAUUCCUCUCUCUCGGUAAGAACCCCAAGGGCUGUUGCCCUUCAUCCUGACCAUGGAAGAAAUGCCGUAGCUGAAAGAAGAGGAGGUUGCUCCAUGCUUGGCCUUCACACAGUGUUAGCACUUUCUUCCCCUGGAUGUUACAGGAUUUGGACAAGAAGAAGAAACUUAACCAGUCAUAUUCCUACCAUCCAGAGACUAUUUAUAUCACAAUUCGCACAGGGUUUGAAAGGGACAAGGUAUCCAACUUCUGUAUCAGAUGACCUCGUCUCUUCAUUGCCAUACUCACUGGGCAGGGUACUAUCCAUAUGGAGUCAGCAUGGUCCUUCUGCCCGUCCCUCCGAAAUCACUCCUCUCCAUUCCAAUCACUGCAAGUGGCAGCCAAGUGUGGGCAUCGAGAACAGCUAUGCCAUGUUACCGCACUUACCUGUACAGAGUAUGGAAGCACUACAGACUGCAGGUCAUGAGAUACGUCUGGAAACUUCAUUCCCUCUUCCGUUACCAAAGUCGUGCUCACUUCCAGUAUCAUCACCAUCUCCCCCCAGGCUUUCAGCAUCAGAGCUCCAGAUCCAUGCCCUUGAUGAAGCUGAUGCUUCUGUUCCAGCCUGUCUUAGAUCCCAAGAUGACACAGAACUGAAAAAAAUUGAGCCAGAAAAGAGGCCAAAGAAAGUCUCACAGAUCCGAAUCAGGAAAACUGUUCCUAAGCCGGACCCUAACCUUACUCCAAUGGGACUACCCAAACCAAAAAGGCUUAAGAAGAAAGAAUUUAGUUUAGAAGAAAUUUACACAAACAAGAACUAUAAGUCCCCUCCUCCAGCCAGGAGCUUGGAAACGAUCUUUGAAGAGCCCAAGGAGAAAAAUGGACGCUUGAUCUCUGUCAGCCAGCAGAAGAGAAAGCGGAUUCUAGAGUUUCAGGACUUUACUCUUCCCCGGAAAAGGAAGACACGAGGCAAAAUCAAAGCAGUGGGUAGUUUUACCCGAGCAAAAAAAGCUGCGCUACAGAGUGCAGAGUUAGAUGCUCUUCUGAGUCAGAAGCUAAUGGACCUUGAAGCCUUUUUUGCAAGGGAGGCUGAGCAGGAGCAGGCCUCUAGCAUCUGAGGGAGCCAUUUAGCUGGAAAUGGUCCAAUCCGCUUCUUUAGUAUUUUAGUCCUGUUGGCGAAAAAUCUACUGACUUCUUCAUACAUUACUCUACCACUCUGUUCUAAUAUCUGAUGAUCAGUUUUUGGCUGUUGCUCUCUUUAAGGUGCUAUUUUAUUUUUUUAAAUGCUAUUGGAGGGAUUCUUUUAGGUCCCUGUUUGAGUGUAACACAGCCAUGUAUAAUUUCGCAUUCCUUCCCCAACGUCUGGAAAUUACUGCUAAUGUUUUAUUAUGUUAAGUACCUUUUGGGGGGUAGAGUAGAAGUAUAAAGGAGGAAGUAGUGCACCUUCAGUGAUGCUAGAACUCUGUACUCCAGAUCAUUUGCACAUUUGAGUCUGCUGUUGUUACUGUAAUGGCUAUUUUGAACAACCUGACAGAAGAUAACGAUGAAUUCUAGCAAACACAUUCUUGAUAUACCACUAACUUUUUAAUAAUUAAAAGUAGCUGUCUGGGUUUGCUCUCAAUUGUUUCUUCCUUCUGUUUACUUAGAAGGUUCCUUCUGAGUUUCUGUGUCCUUCCUGGCUUCAGGCAGCAGAAGCCCCACAUAACUAGACUUUAAAUAACUUGCACUUUGUAUAUGUUUCUUUAUUUGCUGCAUGAGGACACCUUUUAACAUGAUUGAGCUCAAAAAAAAAAGGUAAUAUUUUAAGAAAAAAAUUGUGCCCAGUACUAAUUUUUCCCGAAUAGUAGAGUUUUUACCUACUUGGCUAAUGCCAACCUCUUCUCCAGAGGAAAAGGUAAUUAGCCCACGAAGAUGUUAGGCUGCAGGAUAUGUAAGUAGAAGUUUUUAUUUAACUGAGCUGAGCUGCUGCAUGCAGGGAACACCAGCAAAUCUUUAAGACUCAUUUUUAAGUGAUUUUAAUUCCAGUAAAAUUAUCAACUUGAUUUUAAUGCCAACAAGAAAAUAAUUUUUUUCCAUCUUGAGGGUUUUUUUACCAUUUUAGAUUUACAAUUCAUGUAGCUCAUAAUUAGGUAUUCUUUGUACAGCACUGUUGUACAUAAUAGCGUUGUAUGAAGAGCCUCCUAGCAUGUGGAAAUUUUUACUAUUUUUUUCAUUAUGUAAGGCCAUUUGUAAUUAUCUGAUGCAGCACUGGGCAAUUUCUCAGCUAUACUUUUUGAGGGAAGAGAGCUCCCUUCUGGGAUAACUUCUGUUAAACUUACUUGAAGUAUAAUUCAACAUGAAUGCUAGCUGCAGUUCAGGUAAUUUCUGUCCUUUAGUGCCUAUAGAAGUUAUUCAGGCCAAGCUGUCAUUGCUGGGAUGCUCAAAUUUAAUUAGUCUGUUCUUUCUUUCACUUGUCACUUGAAACUUGCACUUUCUUAUUUACCUACCCGUAUAACAGAGUUUCUAUUUACCUUCAAAAUGAGCAAAUAUAUAGUGGGUGGGUAUUUUUAAUAAAGUCCUGAUAAAUGCAGGACUAAAAAUACCAUCAUUAUCUUCUGUUGCUCUGCCGCUUCUGUCACUGACUGAACAGAAAACUAAAAAUUAACAAGCAAUCUGUUGAAUUCCAGAGCUUUGAAAGUAGGGAAAUGGUAGAGGAUUAUUACACUGUGUGUGCCUGAGUCUUGAAAGAAAUGUCAUCUGGGCUUGUUUUGCUCCCAGCAUAUGUGCUGGGAUUCCUAGAAGUUUACAUUCUUGUUUUAGAGGCUAAUUAUCUUUAAUCAGGAAGACUGAAGAAAAGAGAGGAGUGCACACUUAAAGUAGUGGUGUUUGGGUUUUGAGGGUAAAACAACAAGGCAGGCAAUCUUUGAACAUAUUGACAAACUAGUUCAGCAGCAAGGUCUGGUUAACCUAUUUGGGCUGCUGUAGAACAUCUUUAAUUGAUCCUCUUUAUUUUUGUAAAAAAUAAAUCCCUAAAAAGUAAAGGUAAACUACCUUUUAAAAAUGUUUGAAACUUUCCCUAUACUGGUUUAUCAGCCCAAUUAUUGACUGGUUGGAAGCUGUAGCAAGAGAUAUAUAUUUUUAUGGGUUUAUGCUAUAGAAAGGGAUUGUUACACAGCAUUCAUUCACCUUCUAUGAGUAUGGGAGGCUUCUAGUGCUGUGACACAACUGAGCUGUAACCUUACUCGGGCUUUUAAGGAAACAAGAAUAUGGGCGGGGAGGGAGGAAACUUGGGUCCAGGCAAAGUUCAGACCUCUAAUGUGCUUCAAAACAUGGAAUAUGUUGGGUUUUCCCUUUGGGCCAUAGUGGGUUUUUGUUUGUUUCGUGGGGGUUUUUUGUCUGCUUCCCUGCCGUGUCUUGUUAUUUCAAAGCAAUCAGAAACAUUUCUUAGCUUGCUUUUUAACAGCUACAGCAGAAAGAACAGAGCAAAGAAACCACUCAAUUCUCUUUUGUCUUAAAAGUUACAAAAUAUUGCAGUUACCCAGCUUGUCCCAGACCUUAGUUUGUGGAAACCCAAAUAUACAGCAUUAUUCUGUUUUGGUUUAGUAUUUGUAUGAUGAUAGAGAUGUAAGCUAAUUGAGACAAAGCAUCUCUUCAUCUCUUGCCCCCCUCCCCCCUAGCAUACAGAUGUCAGUCAUGCUUGUGCACUUUUUCUAUUUUCCUUUCCCACCUCUGUUCCUGUUUACAGCACUCGUGGAACAGCCUUGUUCCUUGUGGCUGCUGCUUGUACACUGGGAGUGAUGACUGUGCAAAAGCUAGGUGUUUGCCACUCUCAGCUGCUUCUGUCCCAGACAACUGAAAGAAAAAAGUAUAGAGGAUGCAUCUUUGGGGACUUGCGUAUUUCCCUAGCUGAAGGAUAUGUACACUUGCCUUUUCAUAAAGUGAACCCACUCCAGUGAGGAUUUUUUGUGUUACCAUCAUGGAAAGACAUUGUACGUACUGCUCACAGAAUGACGACUAGAGCAGCUUGAGAAUUGCAAAGCUUUUGCCACGUACUGUCUCUUAGUAGUAAGUUUCGCAGAGCCAGCUGGCUGUUUGCUAAAUUUGCUGACUAUGGGAGGGUGAAAGAAAGAUCACUUUCAAAAAAAAAAACCCCAAACCCUUAUUUUAAUUUCAUUUUCAUCAUAUUAUGACUGGAGCAGCUAAGGCUACUUAAUGUAUGUUACAGCAUUUGCCUGGCUUGGCUGGCCUUGUAGCUGCAUACAUUUGAGUUCUGAUGCUUGCUGGAUAUGAUUUUCUGCAAGCAGUUCUCAUUUAUUGUAUUUGACUUGAGGUGGGCCUUUGGUGUAUUAUGUUCCAGGUGCUCUUCUAAAAUAUGGACGGUAACUGUGGAUUAAAAGUCUGUAUGAUGCUAUCAAGUUAACAAAUAGCUCAAUGAGAAUUUGUACACUUGUGCCAUUAGCCUCCAUCAUGCUCUUGGCAUUUUGUUUCUGUUCAAUAUUGUGUGAAUCUAAAAUUUUACUGUUUCUUUUGUGUGUGUUCUUAAUUUAUGGAAAUAAAUUUUUUUGAGAA